Messenger RNA from Rubroshorea leprosula, 1526 nucleotides. The record is from the annotation of a GenBank genome assembly. NCBI's taxonomy places the organism in Eukaryota, Viridiplantae, Streptophyta, Magnoliopsida, Malvales, Dipterocarpaceae.
UGUGGUAAAGAGGCAGGAGAGAUAGGAGGAGGAGAUAAGAUUAUACAGUCUUAAUUAAGAGGCUGCUGAGCCAUCUCUUGUAGUUGCGACGGAAUAAAAUGGCAACAGCAUCCGCAACUCUCCUCAAGUCUUCCCCUGUCCUUGACAAGUCUGAGUGGGUAAAAGGCCAAUCCAUUCGCCAGCCUUCAGUUUCUGCCGUAAGGGGCCACCCCACCGCUGCCCCCUCUGCCCUCACCAUCCGUGCUAGCUCCUAUGCUGAUGAGCUUGUCAAGACCGCGAAAACUGUUGCAUCACCAGGGCGUGGGAUUUUGGCCAUGGAUGAAUCCAAUGCUACAUGCGGGAAGCGUCUUGCUUCCAUUGGGCUAGAGAACACUGAGGCUAACCGCCAGGCAUACCGUACCCUGCUUGUGAGCGCUCCUGGACUCGGCCAGUACAUCUCUGGUUCCAUCCUCUUUGAGGAGACUCUUUACCAAUCCACCACCGAUGGCAAGAAAAUGGUCGAUGUUCUUGUUGAGCAAAACAUUGUUCCUGGUAUCAAAGUCGACAAGGGUUUGGUGCCUCUUCCUGGCUCCAACCAAGAGUCAUGGUGCCAAGGUCUUGAUGGCCUUGCUUCCCGCUCUGCUGCCUACUACCAACAGGGUGCUCGUUUUGCCAAAUGGCGUACUGUUGUGAGCAUUCCCAAUGGCCCAUCUGCCUUGGCAGUGAAGGAAGCAGCUUGGGGACUCGCCCGCUAUGCUGCUAUUACUCAAGACAAUGGGUUGGUCCCAAUUGUGGAGCCAGAGAUCUUGCUUGAUGGUGAACAUGGAAUUGAUAGGACUUUUGAGGUCGCCCAGAAGGUUUGGGCUGAGGUUUUCUACUACCUUGCUGAGAACAAUGUCAUGUUUGAGGGUAUCCUCCUCAAGCCUAGCAUGGUUACCCCUGGAGCAGAGUGCAAGGAGAAGGCCACUCCUCAACAGGUUGCUGAAUACACUCUCAAGCUCCUUCACAGGAGAAUCCCUCCAGCUGUCCCUGGAAUCAUGUUCUUGUCUGGUGGGCAAUCCGAGGUUGAAGCAACCCUUAACUUGAACGCAAUGAACCAAUCCCCCAACCCAUGGCACGUGUCUUUCUCCUAUGCCAGAGCUCUCCAAAACACUUGCUUGAAGACAUGGGGAGGCAGACCUGAGAAUGUUAAGGCUGCUCAGGAGACACUGCUUGUUCGUGCCAAGGCCAACUCACUUGCUCAGCUUGGCAAAUACACUGGCGAGGGAGAGUCAGAGGAGGCAAAGAAAGGAAUGUUUGUCAAGGGCUACGUCUACUAAGCUGUUGCUUGAAAAGCUAUAUAGACAAGAUGAUGGAGAGAUUGACAACUAGUUUGUUCUCUCAAUGUGUUAAUGAUUUAUAUAGCCUUGGAGACUAUUUUUGUUUAUGAUUACAUGUACUUUUUUGCCACUUAAUAUUUAGCUGUUAAAACUUUAAAAAAUAACUAUUGUAUUGAAUCAAAAAAUCACCAUUUUCAGCAACAUUCAAGGGGUUAAGAGGGCAUCGUC